Molecule: messenger RNA, 1870 nt
Organism: Porites evermanni
Lineage: Eukaryota; Metazoa; Cnidaria; Anthozoa; Scleractinia; Poritidae
Source: the annotation of a GenBank genome assembly
AUGAAUCAUCAAGCGUUUGACAGCGAGAUUGACGGUAAGUAAUUGGUUGUAACAAGAGUUAUUUGAAAACAGUGAUGCCUCAUUGCUUUGAGUUAAUGUAAUUUAAUUUAUUCCACUUUCACUGCAAAAAGAAAACUUAGCUAAAUUACAUAAGAGAACAAUUAACUACGUACUAGGAAAAACUAUUGCAGUGGGGUAGGACUAGAAGGGAACAUAAGAACCAUUCGAGCUAGUCCACCCAAAAACUACAACAGACACUUAGAUAAAGAAAAAGAAAAAGAAAAAGAAAACAUUAAAAUUAUAUCUUAAAUGUAAAAAACUAUAAUUGAUAAUAUGUCAUAUCCUAGAUUAAUCUAAUCAGAAAAUAAUUGUCACAUCGAUUACUACAUCCAAGUGGCAUGCGGGUAGUCAGGGUCGAAGCUCUUCUUUGUUUUUCAAAUAAUGAUAGGCUUAAAUUAGAGGUCCUGAGUUUAUCAGGCGGGUUGUUCCAUAAAUAUGGUAAUCUAUUGAAAAAGUGCCUUUGAAUAAUUCGGUGCUGACGUUGUUGAUCUUUAACUUAUUACUAGAAUAUGACCUUAAUCUUUUAUCUGUGAAAAAGUCAAAAUAUCUUUCAACUGAAUAGGUAUAGUAACCACACUUCAGUUUAUAAAUGUUGUUAUGUCUUUAACGUCUCUUUGGUACACCAAUGGGAGAAGAUUGAGCUGCUGAAGGCGUUCAUUGAACUAGAUAGGAGAAGACGCGUAGCACGUCGUUGGACACCCUCAAUAAGCUUUAAAGAGAUAACCACCUCGCCCAUAGUAAGUGUUAAAGACUAUGCGGAAAAUUCAACGGUAGCGAACUGUCUUGAAGGGUGGUGAGCUAAAAUAGACGAGACUGAAGGGAUAACCACCUCGCCCCAUUGGCUGUUACAAAGACUAGUGGGAAUAUGCAACGGGGGCGAACUGUCUUGAAGGGUGGUGAGCUAAAAUAGACGAGACUGAAGGGAUAACCACCUCGCCCCAUUGGCUGUUACAAAGACUAGUGGGAAUAUGCAACGGGGCGAACUGUCUUGAAGAGUGGUGAGCUAAAAUAAACGAGACUGAAGGAAUAACCACUUCGCCCCAUGGGCUGUUGUAAAACGAGUAGGAAACAUAAGUUGGGGCGAACUGUCUUGAAGGGGUGGUGACAUCAACUUUGCGUUAAAUUUUGUUUUCUAGGUCUUUUGGAAGAAGACAAUGAUGUCCUGUUAGCCGCAGCCCGUAGACUCGACCAAAGGGGAGGGAAUCCCAUCUUCCGUGCCAUAUUUACAGCGGCGGGAAGAAAUCGUUCGUUUCGUGGGGUGGUGCAACAAAAUAAAUACAGGCUCACCUUCCAACAGCUGAGACCCGCAGACGAACAUGAACCCCUGGGAGAAGCCCUCACGGAAGCCAUACGUCAGGGGUUAGAACAAGUCGUCCAAGCAGAAAACAUAAACCCAGCUCAGUAUUCUCUACUUUUGGCCAUUCAUUCGAAUUCCUUUACAAACAGCUGGGCACAGUCCGCACGCCAUGUUCCUUUAAAUGAGUGGCUGCACAAUCAAGAGUAUGCACGCAGCUAUUUAGAGCAGUUAGCCCGCAGAUUAAAUUCAGCCCAAGUUGUGGACCCCGAGAGGGAUGGGUUCUUUGUGGAACUGACGUUCGUGAAAACGUUUGGACGUGGAGGAAAAAAUGGAGGAAAAAAGGGAAAUCCAGGAAAAAUGGCAUGGGAGAAAAUGGCGAAAAAGAAAAAAUGUGUGAUACAAAUCAAAAACAAAGACGACCUCUGUUUGGCAAGAGGUAUUGUCACCAUGAAAGAAAGAGCGGAUGAGGUGUCCCAUUACCAUAAUCUGAGACAAGGAAAACCCAUUCAAGAA